Molecule: messenger RNA, 1438 nt
Organism: Raphanus sativus (radish)
Lineage: Eukaryota; Viridiplantae; Streptophyta; Magnoliopsida; Brassicales; Brassicaceae
Exons: 2
Coding region: 231-1286 (351 amino acids)
Source: RefSeq, a predicted model, not a curated record
UUUGAGGAGAAUAACAGAAGAAACAUUCAGGAUCGGAGAGUUCCUAAGUCUGGGAAUUGCUUCUUCUUCUUCUCUGAUCCUGCGAAUUCUUUUUACCAAAACUCGGUUGGGUUUUUCCAGUUUUUAAUCAAAAAGCCCCCCCCAACAGUUGCGAUUCUCUCGUAACUAAUCUCUCAAUCUAGGGUUUUCGCGAGUUCGCCUCUGAGUUUGGUCUGUGAUCGUGUGAGAGGAUGUCUCGGUGUUACCCGUUCCCUCCACCUGGCUUUGUACCGAACCGAGUUCGGGACGAGUCUCUGAUCGAACCGAUCAAAAAGGGGACAAAGGAGGAAGUUAAGAGAGAAAAGAAAGAUAAAAAACACAACAAGGAUAAAAAGAGGAAAGAGAGGGCUGGCCGAAGCAGAGAGCACCGUCAUCACAAGAGACUGCGCAAAGAUGAAAGCGCCAAUGCUAGUAAGAAGGUUGAUGAUGACAAUGAGAUUGAGUCCCUGGAGAAGAGUUGCCUUACGAUGGAACCUGACCAUCAAACGUCGUCUCAGAACUCUUCUGAUAGCAAUGAGAAUGAGGGACCGAAUCAUAUUCAGAGUCAGCCCUUCGAUGGUAGGCAUAACGACUCUGGUGAGUGUGUUUGUUUACUUGUUGUCGGGUCUGUUUUGCUUCACGUGCUUGCCACGAUGAUGACUCUCUUUCUUCGAAUUGUUGCUAUGGGUUUUGAAGAAACUAGCAUACGGGUCUUGUUACAUGGCAAAGGGCAGAAAUAUCCUGAGGUGAUGAUGACAGAUUCUUCUCAUACUGCUCUGUGCGAGUGCGUUGGUCAUCGUUAUUCGACUUCCGCAAAUCAAGCUCCACGAGAUGCUUCGAGGGUCUGCCAAGAAAAGACAAGAGAUCCAGUUUUUGAUUCAGCUGUAGAUAUCUCAACAAAACUCUGCAAGGAUGAGGAAACAAACAGACAGUUUAGUAUGCAACUAGGUAAAGAGAAACGGGCUGCCUCCUCUAGUCUAGAAGAAAGAAUUGGACCUUCAAAGCUCUGCAGAAAAUGCCCUCCUUCCACGGCCAUGCGAUUCUGGAAACUCAUAGAGGACUGGGCUCCUGAUCGGCUUGAGACCAAGCUCAACGACUCUGAAGAUGAAGAAUUGUGGUUGUUGAUGAAAGUUGGCGCCAAAAGACAUCAUGGUCAAGCUAGCGUUCAGACAAGCAGCAAGGGAAGUAGUUCGAUGGUGUGGGCAACUACUGCUCAGUUUCUUCCAGAAGCCGAACUACACGCAUUGCCAUUCACUGUACCCUUCUGAUUUCAGAGAGUUGUUGACAUGACAAACAGAUUGUUUCCCGAUGUAUUGUAGAAUAGCAUUUUGAACUCGGAAGUAUAUGUGUGGUUAUUUGUAGAUACACAGUUAAUAUAUACAUAGUAAGUAAUAUCAAAAUUGAUUUUACAUCUCAGAAA